Messenger RNA from Oncorhynchus masou masou (cherry salmon), 4449 nucleotides. Its product is annotated as protein starmaker-like. The transcript has 4 exons. The record is from RefSeq and is a predicted model, not a curated record. Lineage: Eukaryota; Metazoa; Chordata; Actinopteri; Salmoniformes; Salmonidae. The coding region runs from base 1 to 1206 and encodes 401 amino acids.
AUGUUCGAUGAACAGCGGUUGGACGACUCGGGAGUUAUUGGACAAUUCGAGUGGUUGCAGAAAGAGGGCCUGGAUGUUCAACAGAGACCGAACAACAGUGAGGAAGUAGACAGUGGCACAUCAGAGGUUCUACACCAUGUCACGGAUACCAAUGAGGAGGCUAAUCUACCUACAGAACCCAGUACAGAUGAUAGCGGAGAUGAAAGCAUCGACUCCAGCAGUGGAAUCGGGACAAAAGUACCCACAGAACCCAGUGCAGAUGAUAGCGGAGAUGAAAGCAACACAAGUUCCUCCAGUGACUCUGUUCACACUCGUGAUGAUGACAAGGAUGACUGUCACAAUUCUGUACCCAAACAUGUCGCGGAAAGGGUAUCCUCUCCAGUCAAACAUAGUGUACCUAUCAAACAAAAAAGUACCAGAGUGGCUGGAGUCCAACAUGACCCUGAUACUGAACCAUGUGUAUCUGCUGAGCCAGAGUAUCAGUAUACAGAGGAUGCUGCCUGUUCUGGGACAGUAUGCACUGUGCCUAAUUCACCCACAACGCAAACCCAGGAGCCAGACUCUGAUGAGACCAAGGAGGAAGUGUCCGCUGAGACUCAGACCCAGGAGCCAGACUCUUAUGAGACCAAGGAGGAAGUGUCCGCUGAGACUCAGACCCAAGAGCCAGACUCUGAUGAGACCAAGGAGGAAGUGUCCGCUGAGACUCAGACCCAGGAGCCAGACUCUGAUGAGACUCAGACCCAGGAGCCAGACUCUGAUGAGACCAAGGAGGAAGUGUCCGCUGAGACUCAGACCCAGGAGCCAGACUCUGAUGAGACUCAGACCCAGGAGCCAGACUCUGAUGAGACUCAGACCCAGGAGCCAGACUCUGAUGAGACCAAGGAGGAAGUGUCCACUGAGACUCAGACCCCAGAAUCUGCUGAGACGCAAACCCAGGAGCCAGACUCUGAUGAGACUCAGGCCAAUUAUGUAGUGUCUGCUGAGACUGUGUCUGCAGAGACUCAGAAGCCAGACUCUGAUGAGACUCAGACCAAGGAGCCAGACUUGGAUGAGACUCAGACCAAGGAGCCAGACUUGGAAGGGACUCAGACCAAUGAGGUAGCGUCUGCUGAGACUGUGUCUGCUGCGACUCAGACCCCAGAAUCUGCUGAGACACAGACCGAGGAGCCAGACUCUGAUGAGACAGACCAAGGACCCAGGCUCUGAUGAGACUCAGACCCCAGAAUCUGCUGAGACACAGACCGAGGAGCCAGACUCUGAUGAGACAGACCAAGGACCCAGGCUCUGAUGAGACUCAGACCCCAGAAUCUGCUGAGACACAGACCGAGGAGCCAGACUCUGAUGAGACAGACCAAGGAGCCAGACUCUGAUGAGACAGACCAAGGACCCAGGCUCUGAUGAGACUCAGACCCCAGAAUCUGCUGAGACACAGACCGAGGAGCCAGACUCUGAUGAGACAGACCAAGGACCCAGGCUCUGAUGAGACUCAGACCCCAGAAUCUGCUGAGACACAGACCGAGGAGCCAGACUCUGAUGAGACAGACCAAGGACCCAGGCUCUGAUGAGACUCAGACCCCAGAAUCUGCUGAGACACAGACCGAGGAGCCAGACUCUGAUGAGACAGACCAAGGACCCAGACUCUGAUGAGGCUCAGACCCCAGAAUCUGCUGAGACACAGACCGAGGAGACAGACUCUGAUGAGACAGACCAAGGACCCAGACUCUGAUGAGGCUCAGACCCCAGAAUCUGCUGAGACACAGACCGAGGAGACAGACUCUGAUGAGACAGACCAAGGACCCAGACUCUGAUGAGACUCAGACCCCAGAAUCUGCUGAGACACAGACCGAGGAGACAGACUCUGAUGAGACAGACCAAGGACCCAGACUCUGAUGAGACUCAGACCCCAGAAUCUGCUGAGACACAGACCGAGGAGCCAGACUCUGAUGAGACAGACCAAGGACCCAGACUCUGAUGAGAUUCAGACCCCAGAAUCUGCUGAGACACAGACCGAGGAGACAGACUCUGAUGAGACAGACCAAGGACCCAGACUCUGAUGAGACUCAGACCCCAGAAUCUGCUGAGACACAGACCGAGGAGACAGACUCUGAUGAGACAGACCAAGGACCCAGACUCUGAUGAGACUCAGACCCCAGAAUCUGCUGAGACACAGACCGAGGAGCCAGACUCUGAUGAGACAGACCAAGGACCCAGGCUCUGAUGAGACUCAGACCAAGGAGGUAGUGUCUGCUGUACCCAAGCCCCAGUCUACAACUGAACCAUCGUUCCAACAACCUAUUAGUGAAACAUGUGAAAUGUCUCACAAUGUGCCUGAAUGUACAGUUGACCAUGCAAUUGUAUUAGCUGCGCCUGGGUAUCAAGAUAGGGCUGAUGAAGUUGUCUCUGCGACAGAGCACGUAACCAGGGCCAGGUGUGCUACCUCAAAGGAACCUGAGACUGCCGUGGAUAGCAUCACAGCCAUGUCUGGGUGUGAUACAUCAGAGGAGGUUGCUGCUGCCCUGGAUAGCAUGACAUGUGUCACGGGUACCGAGAGAGUUCCGGAUGAUAUGCUAACCGAUGUGGAAUAUGCAAACGCGUUUCAAGGGUGUGAAGUGUCUCAAUUCAAUGCUUCCCGAGCCGCAUUUCAGUAGGCCACAGUUGAACGUUGACUCUUGUCCAGGUUCAAUAUUUUCUGCUACAACCGAUCCCCUUCCCACUAUGAUACCACCUUCAAGCACCAUCUCUAAUGUGGUAACCCAGACAAGAGAUGUGGAACUCGACGCCUUCAAUGCCUGUAUUGGUGACAUGGACCCUCUCGGGUACCCAGACAACUCCAUGUUUGCUCUUGAGAGGGUCUGUGGUGAAUAUGUAUUUCAACAACAACAACAGUCGGCACAGCCUCUAGAGGCCCAGCAGGUUGAGGUGCAUCUGGAAACGUUUCAUCACGUGUCUCGACCGCAGCAGGAGGCCCGGGUCCUACAUCCCGAACAACCAGCAUCUCAAGUGCCUGAAAUGUCACAGCAGACUGUUGACAUACACGGGUUCAACGUGUGCAAACUCAAGCCAGUGACAUCUUUACAGUCGCAAAGGACAUUGUUCCCCACACCACCACAAUCCGAAGCGGCUGUCACCUAUGAAGAACCCGUGCCUGGUCCCAGCCGAUAUAACCUGGACAGCGACGGCGCCACCGUGUCGUCCAUUGCGAUGAUAAUCCAUGUGGUGAAACAGUUGAUUAUAUGCGGCACAUGUAAAAAAAGAAGUUCAACAGAGUGUUCAUCUGUAACAUCUACUCGAUUCAGCUGAACAGGCCCAUGCAAUGUGCUGGCAGCUGUGUAUUGUGCACACUGUGUUACAGUGAACAAAGUGGUUGUCGCCUACACAAUAUAUCGUCCACAAGGGCCGCUGUAACCACCACAGCCAACACCCUUGCAAAUUGCCCUGCUCUGGAGAAUGUAGGAGACUGGGAUCUGGAACUCAACAUAGAUGAUAUGUUCAAGACUGACAAGGAGGUCAACGUCCAUUUGCAGCUGAUUAUGAAUGAGGAGCAAUCCCCUGGAGUUGACACCCUGAAAAGAGCGUUCAACCAUCUCAUCACAGUGAAUGACACCAUGUCCUUCAGGUACUGGGUAAACGAAGCAAUGCCAGAAGAGGUGGCCUACAGAUAUGUCUGCAUCCCCCAUGUACCUGGAUUCUGGGAUCACGUUGUGGUGGGAACCCGUCCCCUUCCCAGAACGGAGAAGCUGAUCGGACCUGAUGACUCCCUACCGAGAUUGUUCAAUGUGUCACUUGGGUCCUACAGGUUUCAUUGGUGCCGAAACAGAUCAUUUUGACUAUGUGGUGCACUUCGUUGCCCAGGAGAGGGCAGUCUAAGGUAGUCACAGUUGUUGACAACACACUGAGAAACCUCACCUCGAGCAUAGAGUUUAGAAGAAUGGUAUUCUAUCUUUGUGGGUGGUUUACAGCUCAGUACGUGUCACCACAAGACAGGCGGCUUAACCUUUUGUUAGAUUGUAAACCCAGUUAAGGUGCUACUUUGGUCCAUGUCAUAGCUUUGUUGGCUUCCAGGAUUGGGAUGGAAACAGUAACACCUCACCUGGCCCAUCAACAGGCCAAAGAUGAUAGCAAUUACUGUUUCACUGGUAGGAAUGCCAAUAACAUGUUCACAUGCCCCUCAGAUGGUAAUUCAGGAGGUAAUUCCAUCGAUAUUGUUGAGGAGUUUAGCUCCUACCACAACAGUGGCGAUGAUGGUAUUGGUCUCACUCGCGUGUCCACAACCAUAGAGUAUUACAGUUUCCUUUAAAGUAGAGCAAUGAUGUUUGUAUAUUGUUACCAAUUUCACGUGUGUACGAUUUUAUACCGUACUUUAAUCGACCAUAUUACACCUGAGUAAUGUGUAUACCCUUUUGUACCUACCCUUUUCUACUUUUCUAUCAGCCAACUGUAUAUAUAUCU